Molecule: messenger RNA, 249 nt
Organism: Bipolaris victoriae FI3
Lineage: Eukaryota; Fungi; Ascomycota; Dothideomycetes; Pleosporales; Pleosporaceae
Exons: 1
Source: RefSeq, a predicted model, not a curated record
UUGACACAGUUAACAGAGCUUAUAGACUUCCUCGGUAUACAGGAUGAGGAUCUGUACAAUAUAGAGGAGACUAGCAUCCAGAUUAGCAUUUUGAAGAGGCAGGCUCUCUACAUGCAACAUGGACGCAACGUCCUUAUCCCAACGUCUAACAAUCAAGCAACCAUUAUCCUUGUAGAGUGUAUUUCCGCGCCUAGCUCUAAAAUAGCACCUGCGAUUAUCGUUGACGGCACAUCAAUUCUCGAUUAUUAG